UUAAAAGAUGCUGAUUGGUUCAUGUGGUAAAAAAAUGAAAAAUUCAGGAGAGUGGUGUCAAGCAUUGGGAAGGGGUUCUGGGAUGAGUUUUGAGAACCGUUCUGAUGGUUUGAGGUUGAUCCCUAACCCCUCCCUUUACGCACUUGAAACCAUGCUUUUUCAUAAUCAACCGAUGGAGCUGGUUCUCCUUCAAAUCCUGAGGCUGGCAUGGCUCGCUGCCACAUUACCCAUCAUCGUCGCUUCUAUUCCCACUCCCAAGCUCAGCUGCCUCCGUGCCACCUUGUUGGCUUUUGCUCGUAGAGGCAAAAUCAUGCACUCCUCCCAAAAAUUCACUAUUUCUCAGAGGUUCUUCUUGCACUUCUACAUUGUGGCUUUUAUAUGGACAACGUUGCUACUUCUUGGGACUUGGGCGUAUGCGUACAACAUGGUGCCACUUGUUGUGGAGCCGUUUUCUUACUCUACCAUCACUAGCUUCUUGACAGGUGGUUCUACUAUCAAAACUGAUACGUAUAAAUUGAGGCAGGGAUAUGUGGCUUGGCAAGCGGUUUUUCUGCUUUUGAUGAUGGAAGUUCAAGUCCUCAGACGACUUUAUGAGACUAGACACGUUUUUAACUAUAGUCCUUCUGCUCGUAUGCACGUCAUUGGUUAUCUCACUGGAUUGUUUUUCUACGUAGGAGCACCACUAUCGCUGUGUGGCGGUUGUGCAGUAGAGGUGUUUAACUUCCUAGCAAAUCUAGUGACCAAGUUCAUUGUCAAGGGCAAGAAUCAGAUGCAAGUAACAGAGUUAGAAUUCUGGCAAGUUGUAAAUCCUCUCUUCAAGCUUGGGUGGAAGCAUUGGAUUGGUGCUGCUGUUUUCUUAUGGGGUUGGAUUCAUCAACACCAGUGCCAUAAGAUUCUUGGUUCUCUACGACAUUCAAGACAGGCAGAUGAAUAUGUAAUUCCUCAUGGUGAUUGGUUUGAAAUCGUCUCCUCUCCUCAUUAUCUCUCUGAAAUUGUUAUAUACGCUAGUUUUGUGGUUGCUACUGGAGGAUCCAACCUAACAAUCUGGCUACUUUUUGUUUUUGUGGUGGCAAAUCUGGCAUUUGCAGCUGUGGAAACUCAUAGCUGGUAUCGUCAGAAAUUUGAAGAUUAUCCAAGUAGUCGGUUUGCUAUAAUUCCAUUUAUUCUGUGAGAUUGUGAAGCAAUGUGUAAUUACCACAAUUGAUCACCUCAAAGAACUUCAUUAUUUCUCAAGGUGUACUUGUUUAGAUUAAGCUUUUAUAGUUUAGAGAAUGUUAUACUUAAACUACCGAAUAAUUUUUGGUGUAAAAAUCCAAACAUUCAGAGCCAGUCUUGUAUUAUUCUUAGCCACCAAAAUAAACCCUAAAUAGUUAUUGAUCGCAUUCAAUAUGGAAA
Messenger RNA from Glycine soja, 1395 nucleotides. RefSeq names its product polyprenol reductase 2-like. The transcript has 7 exons. Gene Ontology annotation, molecular function: 3-oxo-5-alpha-steroid 4-dehydrogenase activity. The record is from RefSeq and is a predicted model, not a curated record. NCBI's taxonomy places the organism in Eukaryota, Viridiplantae, Streptophyta, Magnoliopsida, Fabales, Fabaceae. Bases 8 to 1171 code for a protein of 387 amino acids. Gene Ontology annotation, biological process: dolichol-linked oligosaccharide biosynthetic process; polyprenol catabolic process. Gene Ontology annotation, cellular component: endoplasmic reticulum.